Messenger RNA from Eucalyptus grandis, 1665 nucleotides. Its product is annotated as probable F-box protein At4g22030. The record is from RefSeq and is a predicted model, not a curated record. The coding region runs from base 1 to 1665 and encodes 554 amino acids. The transcript is spliced from 3 exons. Lineage: Eukaryota; Viridiplantae; Streptophyta; Magnoliopsida; Myrtales; Myrtaceae.
AUGGCUGAACUGCGAUGGUGGCUCGCUGUUCGGAACAAGGGCUAUCCGUCGGAGCUCCGGCGAGGUUCGGAAGUCACCAGACCUGCAGCAAAAGAGAGGAGGCAGCAAAUGGUCCUGUUCGGGCGUGGAGCCGGCGUCGGUUGCUGCAGAGGGGCGUCGGGCACCGGACUGAGGCGGAGUAGCGCGGGCUACUGGGCGAAGUGGACGGCGGUGGUCGUCGGGAUCGCGAUUUGCAGCAGCGAGGAGUGUGGGGUCGUCGUGAGGGUGCUCGCGGCUGUGGAGUUCCGGCGGCAGAUGCUGGUGGAGUUGAGCGGCGGUGCGAGCGGAGGAUCUUGGACCGGCGGCGAUGUGGGGGCGCAGGAGCGGCGGCAGCAGUCUUGGCAGCGGGGAAGAAAUGGGCAGCAGGGACAGAAACUUACGAGGAAGAUGAACAGUUGUUCUUCAAAGCGAACGACCACCACUUCGAUCCAACUCACAAAGCCCUCGAAACUCAGCCUUGUGAAUGAUGCAAGCGCUGUGAUCACGAAGAAGCUAGUCGAGGAAUUGAGCACCAGGAAUGGUUACCCCUUCGCGGAGCCACUACAAAUGGACGUCAGCCGGAAAGAUCGGGUUUUGGAGCCGCGCCUAUCGCCUACUUCUUCGGUUGAAAUGACGAAGAAGCUCUAUGCAAUCUUGGAGGCUGUCGAAGAUAGAGUGGAGAUGCACAAUAACAUCGGGGAGCAGCGAGACAACUGGAAUAAGCUCCUGUUGAACUCAGUCAACAUGAUGACUUUCACUGCCACCACCACGGCUGCGAUGGCUGCAGCUGCGCCGGCUCCGUCGCUGAGAGUAUGCUCCGCUCUCUUGUUUACAGCGGCCACUGGCAUGUCCCUCGUGAUGAGCAAAAUCCAGCCCUCACAGCUGGCUGAAGAGCAACGCAAUGCCUCGAGGUUGUUCAAGCAGCUCUGCAGCGAGAUCAAGUCAAUGCUUGUGCUCCGAUCUCCAAAAGAAACAGACGUGAAGGAGACGAUGGAAAAGGUGCUGGCCCUUGAUAGGGCUUAUCCGCUGCCUCUGCUCGGAGGGAUGCUCGAGAAGUUCCCUGCGAAAUUUGAGCCCACUGCGUGGUGGCCUAGGGUUUCCAACAACAGCUGCCGAUCCCAAGGGCGGAAAACUUUUGUAAACAGUGAGCGAAAUGGAUGGAGCGAGGACCUAGAAGUGGAGAUGAGGGCGAUCGCCCAAGUGCUCAAGAGCAAAGACAAGCAAGACUACCUGAGGCUUGGGAAUCUGGUGCUUAAAUUGAAUAAGAUGUUAGCGAUUUCAGCUCCUUUUCUAACCAGCAUUGCUGCGGCUGGCUCGGCCCUUGGUGGCUCGACGGCCACAAUGGUGGCGGCCAUCGCAGGGGCAAUGGCUGCGAUCGUUAACAGCUUCGAGCACGGAGGCCAAGUCGGUAUGGUCGUGGAGAUGUACAGAAACUGUUCAGGGUUCUUCGAGCUUAUGGAAGAGAUGAUCGAAGCGACACUUGAAGAGCGAGACUACAGCAAGAGAGAGAACGGACAGAUGUUCGAGAUGAAGUUGGCGAUGAAGCUGGGGCGGAGCUUGUCGGAGCUCCGAGACUUGGCAAGAAAGUCAAUGGCUUCUUGUAUAGAAGGGACUGAAGUAGAUGAGUUUGGGAGCAAGCUUUUUUGA